AUGGAAAUGAAUCACCUCAUAGGUCAGCGUUUCAACCUGAUCUCAAAAAGUGAUAUUCGCUAUGUCGGUACUCUUCACGAAAUCAACCCCGAAGCUUCCACGAUAGCCCUUGAGAAUGUCAUGUCAUUCGGUUCAGAAGGGCGCCGUGGUAACCCCGCCGAGGAAGUCCCUCCCUCCACCAGUGUCUAUGAAUACAUCGUCUUUCGAGGAAGUGAUGUGAAGGACAUCAGCAUUGCUGGGGAGGACCAAAAGGAUCCCGCACCGCAAGAACCACCUCGGGUACCAGAUGACCCUGCUAUUCUCGGGGGUGCGCAACGACCGGCUCCUGUCCAAGGGCCUGACUCGGGACCGGCUCCACCAAAUCUUCCCCCCCAGGGCCCUCCCCAGCUGCCCCAGGGAGCCGGCCCAACUCCUCCCGGUUACCCUCAGCAGCACCAAUUCCAGCAAGGCUUCUACCCACCCUACGGACAGCAGCGAUUUGGACCACCUCCGCCAUUCCCUCCCGGUCCCGGCUUCCCACCCUACGGUGCUCCGCCCGGAUGGUACCCCCCACCAGGCCAUGGAUUCCCCCCUGGUCCUGGUCAAUUCCAACCCCCGAUGCCUAUUGGUCCUGGCCAGCAGCCUGGCCCUCAGCAAUCUGCACCUCAACAGCCUGGAUCUCAGCAGCCUGGGCCUCAGCGCGCGGGGCCUCCCGGUGCCGCCCCCGCACCUCAGCCCACCUCUGAACUCCCAGUCGGGGAGAAACCCGCCAACAAGUCUACGAGCCGUAACGCAACCCCCACCGCUCAGAACGCCCCCACUCCUCCAAUCGAGUCCAAGCCUACAGUGGCUGAAGCUUUGCAGGCGCCUGUUAGCACUGCUCCUCUGACUGCUCAGAAGAAUGGCCGAGUCAUGCCAGCUAUCCCCAUUGCCGCUCCAAAGCCAGCUCCUCCGAUCGCCCACAUUCCUACAGCCCCUCGGGGAAAUAACCAGUCAACCACUGAUGCCACAGCGGCCGCCACUGCCGCCGUUGCUGCUGCCAUGGCCAAGUUGCCGCAGCCUGGCGCCCAAAAGCAACCCGGACAGCCUGAUGGUGUCGUGGACGCACUUGCGCAGCAAAUGAAUCACAUGCGCCCUUACGAUAACACCCGUGCUCCCCGGGGCGGUCACCACCACCCUCGCGGUGGACGCGGCGCUCGUCAGCAACAGCCCAAGAAGAUUGAAGUCCCCCAAUCUGAUUACGAUUUCCAAACCGCCAACGCCAAGUUUAACAAGCAGGAUUUGGUGAAGGAGGCCAUUGCCACUGGAGUUCCUGCCGCUGAGGCUGAGACCCAUGCAGCCGAGGAGGCAGAAUCAAUGGAAUCCAUGUCAAACGGUGGCACCUCUGCGCACCAUGGCUACAACCGCGGUUCCUCCUUCUUCGAUAAUAUCUCGAGCGAGGCUCGCGAUCGUGAGGAAAACACCGCUCGUGUCGGUGGUCGCGAAUGGCGCGGCGAGGAAGAGAAGCGCAAUAUGGAAACCUUCGGACAAGGAAGCGUUGAUGGCUACCGCCCCAACUACCGCGGUCGUGGCCGUGGUCGCGGCUAUGGUCGCGGUCGAGGUGGAGGUGGUUACGGUCGUGGCUACGGCCGUGGCCGCGGCGGCCGAGUCGCCUCGGAAUCUACUGGUGUUCCAUCCCAGGGUUAA
Molecule: messenger RNA, 1665 nt
Organism: Penicillium griseofulvum
Lineage: Eukaryota; Fungi; Ascomycota; Eurotiomycetes; Eurotiales; Aspergillaceae
Exons: 4
Coding region: 1-1665 (554 amino acids)
Biological process (GO): P-body assembly; cytoplasmic stress granule assembly
Cellular component (GO): P-body
Molecular function (GO): mRNA binding
Source: RefSeq, a predicted model, not a curated record